Durotheca rogersii is the source of this 1228-nucleotide messenger RNA. RefSeq lists its product as uncharacterized. The transcript has 2 exons. Bases 144 to 1094 code for a protein of 316 amino acids. The record is from RefSeq and is a predicted model, not a curated record. Gene Ontology annotation, biological process: RNA splicing. Gene Ontology annotation, cellular component: precatalytic spliceosome. Lineage: Eukaryota; Fungi; Ascomycota; Sordariomycetes; Xylariales; Xylariaceae.
AUUCCCACACCCACAUCGCCAUAUAUCGGUGCUUCUCGCCCACCAGCCUCCUCUCUAUACACCCCCAACUCUCCGGGAUCUUUCCACCUACCUAUUCUACCUGCUCGUCAAUCUCUUGUACGACAGCGUCCAGACCAACUAGCAUGGCCGACCAACCUCGUCGGGCCCGCAAUCGCCCUGACAGCAAGCAGAUGUGGGAUGAGUCCGAUCGCCGCAACCGUCACGGCGCAAAUCCCCCUGCUGCGCGCGACAGCGGUAAGGGUAAGAAAAACGAGCGUGAACGCGACCGCGACCGCGACGCCGGCCGCGAUCGAGACUGGGAGAGGGACCGAGGGGAGGGCCAGCGCGAGCGAAAUGGUCGCUAUCGAUCGAGGUCCAGAUCGCCCCGCAGGGAUCGAGAUCGCCAUGACGGACGUCGCGACCGCAGGGAUCGCGACAGGCCGCGGGAUAGCGAGAGGGCGCGGCCCCCCAGGGGGGAUGACCGCCCACGUGGGAAGGGGAGGGAUGUCGCGCGUCGAGACGACGAACGCGAGAACCGGCCGAGGCAACGCGAUGACGAGGCCAGAGGACGUGACCCAAGUCCCCGGCGCUCCGCCUCGCCAGCCCGAAGCCCCCCCCGGAAAUUCGACCGUAGCACGCACAACGACUCGCCACUCCCGACCCGGCCCCGACCCAGUGGCAGCAGUGGAACAGGCGCGGCCGGUGGAGGUGCGUCUCUCUCAUUCAAAGUCGGAAAGCACGACAACGAAAGAAAAGGAGACGAUCAAGGAAGAGGGAGGGGAGGGUCGUCGGAUAACACCGAAGAUGACAGGAGAAGGAGAAGAAGGAGUGGCGACGGCGACGACGACGACGACAUGCUAGGCGGUGAUGCCAUGGAUGAGGAUGAGGAUGGCAACGAGGACGAUGUAAUAGUGGAGGACGACGGGCUGAGCGCCAUGCAAGCCAUGAUGGGUUUUGGUGGCUUCGGCACGACGAAGGGCACCCACAUCCUGGGGAACAACGCCGGCGCCGUGCGCAAGGAGAAGAAGACCGAGUACCGGCAGUACAUGAAUCGCGUCGGUGGCUUCAACCGGCCGCUAAGUCCGACGCGAUAGCCACUUUUCACAUCGUGCUUAUACCUUCCUCAAAGGCGGGCGUCGCGUCAGGGUCUCAUGGUGGGUGUCGUCAAAAGAGCAGGGAAUGCGAAUUCAAGUCCCACUAGGAACUGAGGUCGGGCACCCUUGUUGUU